This is a messenger RNA of Urocitellus parryii (Arctic ground squirrel), 783 nucleotides long. Its product is annotated as calcium-binding protein 4. Gene Ontology annotation, cellular component: cytoplasm. Gene Ontology annotation, molecular function: calcium channel regulator activity; calcium ion binding. Lineage: Eukaryota; Metazoa; Chordata; Mammalia; Rodentia; Sciuridae. The record is from RefSeq and is a predicted model, not a curated record. Gene Ontology annotation, biological process: visual perception.
AUGGCCACAGAGCAGAACCCCCAGAAGUCCCCUGAGGGGGUUGUGGCCCCUGGCAGUGGUGCUGAGGGGGCCCCCUUGACUAGGAGGAAGAGCAAGAAGGAGAGGGGACUCCGAGGGUCCCAUAAGGGCAGCUCUGGUGAGCAGACUUCUGUCCAGGGCCCUGAGGCCCCAGGGAACAGCAAGAAUCCUUCAAAGACUGGAGAGGGGCAGGGGGGGCCACCCCUCACAUCACGCCGCCAGUCCCAUCGACAUCGCCCUGACCCCCAGCAGGAUGCUGCUCAGAGGACAUACGGGCCCUUGCUCAACCGCAUCUUUGGGAAGGACCGUGAGCUGGGCCCAGAGGAGCGGGAGGAGCUGCAGGCCGCCUUCGAGGAGUUUGACACUGACCGGGACGGCUACAUCGGCUACCGGGAGCUGGGCGACUGCAUGCGGACCCUGGGCUACAUGCCCACCGAGAUGGAGCUCAUCGAGGUCUCGCAGCACGUGAAGAUGCGCAUGGGUGGCUGUGUGGACUUUGAGGAGUUUGUGGAGCUGAUAGGCCCAAAGCUGAGAGAGGAGACGGCACACAUGCUGGGGGUUCGGGAGCUGCGCAUCGCCUUCCAAGAGUUUGACAGGGACAAGGAUGGGAGAAUUACAGUCACAGAGCUGCGGCAGGCAGCACCGCCUCUUCUCGGGGAGUCACUGGAGGGUUCUGAGCUGGAUGAGAUGCUCCGAGACAUGGACCUCAAUGGGGACGGCACCAUAGACUUUGAUGAGUUUGUGAUGAUGUUGUCCACCCACUGA